CAGUAUAAAGUAGCUGCUCCUCCCGCCUCGCGUCCACCACUCGAGCUUCACACCUGCGACAUGCUACUCACGGUUUGCUGCAUACUAUUAGCUUCGGAGGCGGUGCAAGGUGGUGCCUUUUCCAAGGGCGCCGGAACCCCCUACAACCUGGGUACCUUCGGCGGACAACUAGCCACAGCUGUGAAAGUGAUCAGGGUUACCAACACUGUAGCUGUCCCGGUUCCCUACCCUUACCCUGUCACUAAGCACGUCCCGGUGCCCGUAUCUGUUCCAAAGCCCAUCCCCUACGCAGUUCCCCAACCGGUCCCUGUGGAGGUCACCAAGCCGGUGGUUAUCGCUAAUCCGGUUCCUUUCCAGAUCCCCAAACCGUAUUCCGUUCACCAGCCAUUCCCCACAUCUCAGAUAUCCUAUCCUCUUUCUCUACCGGGGUAUCUGACAGCGCCUCAGUAUCAUGGAAACCAAGCCACUGACUAUCAAGCCUAUGUGACAUAUGGAUCUGGAGGAGUCGCAGACCACUCCGCCCCUGCUUACGGACACGAUCAGAGUUAUCAGCCUCAGCAAGAAUACAGUUACGAGGGAGCUCAAGGAGUGUAUGAACAUGGAGCCACCAAUCAGGAAGGCUAUGGACAGACAGAUUAUUCUGCGAACAAUGAACCUGCCGGUGCGAGCGGGUAUGGAAACUCUCAUGGCCAAAAUUUUGAAUCCACUAACAGUGUGGAAGAACACUCCGUAGCUGGUCAUGGUAAUGGAUAUUGAGUAGAUUACAUCAGUACAUAAAUGAGGUUUGUGGAGUAUAAUUGGAGAAGCAUAUUUAAGAAUUGUGUAAAAAUAUUCAAAACACGAAAUAUAUAAUUAGACACAUAUAGAGAUUAGGAAACCUUCAAGUUAAACUAUAAAACAGUUUUUAAAGAACUGUUCGUCAUUUCUCAAAAUUAGAGAAUAUUUGAUGUUGACAACAGUAGUUUUCAAGUCUGCUUAACUGUGAGUGCUUUAUUGGUCUUUUUGGCUUAUAUAAAGAAGUUUAAAGUUUCUGACCCUUUUGAUUUUCCUAAAAUGUUUGCCAAAUAAAGGAAACAAUACUUUAAACAGUACAUCUAGUCUUUUAAUAAUGUAUAUAUGUCUAGGUUAAUUUUUUCACUUUAAUUGUUCUUCUGUAAGAUGUUUCUGUUAGUGAUAGCAAAGUAGUUUUAUUAGUCAUAAUUUCAAUAGAAGAUUAACUGGGUUAAAUAUUUAAUAGAAAGAACCUAAAUUAAAUUAGCUUGUAGGUUGUUUUUCUUACAAUAGCUUGUAGAAUUAUUAGAGGGAACUCAUGAUAUUUGUUUGGACAAAUAUUUAUAGACUAGUUGCCUUGUUGCUCAACUGUAAACUAAAUAGUUCCUCGACACGAAUCUGAGAUCUAAAAAUCAAAAUACACACCUUCUCAUUUUACAUAUAAUAGAAAUAAUUUUAAAAUCAAACUUUGUUAAUAUUAAACAAAUAUUUUAGGUUGUUUUGAAACAUAACACUUGUCUCUAGACCACUAAAGUCCAUGUUGUACGAAAGUGUUUAUAAUAAUAUGAGGCAAUAUCAGGGCCAAUAGCGAUUGCUGAACAACUGAAACAACAAUAGUAGAUUUAAAAUUGAUAUGAUAUUGUUUAUAUUAGUUCAAUGUUGGGCGGAAAUUGUCUGCGAACCUAAAAUAUAUUGUUUUCAAUAAAAGUAUCUUUGCUUGCGUACUAAGCCAUUCUAUUGUCUACUUCAAAUCUUAUUUUAUUAUAUAUUAAACACAGAAAUUUAUUAAAACGGUUGAAAACAUUACUAUAUCGUUCUUUGGUGCUUACAUGUAGUUUCUUACAUCAUAAACUAAUUAGCAUUUUAUAAAUACUGAAACAAGUUUGUAUAUAGUUCCGUAUUUCCAAUUUAACAUUACAGAAG
Molecule: messenger RNA, 1914 nt
Organism: Homalodisca vitripennis (glassy-winged sharpshooter)
Lineage: Eukaryota; Metazoa; Arthropoda; Insecta; Hemiptera; Cicadellidae
Exons: 2
Coding region: 61-756 (231 amino acids)
Source: RefSeq, a predicted model, not a curated record